This is a messenger RNA of Zophobas morio, 450 nucleotides long. It is a transcript of the gene ATPsynF, whose product is annotated as putative ATP synthase subunit f, mitochondrial. The record is from RefSeq and is a predicted model, not a curated record. Gene Ontology annotation, molecular function: proton-transporting ATP synthase activity, rotational mechanism. The transcript is spliced from 4 exons. NCBI's taxonomy places the organism in Eukaryota, Metazoa, Arthropoda, Insecta, Coleoptera, Tenebrionidae. Gene Ontology annotation, biological process: proton motive force-driven mitochondrial ATP synthesis. The coding region runs from base 74 to 397 and encodes 107 amino acids.
CAGCGCUGCUAGCUCCAAUUCUCAAUUUUGACGUUUGUCUGGUGGUUGGGAGUUCGUGGAAUUUUGUCACAAAAUGGGUUUUGGGGAUUAUCCAGCCGAGUACAACCCGAAGGUCCAUGGUCCGUACGACCCAGCGCGUUUUUAUGGAAAAGCGGAUACUCCUUUCGCACAAGUGAAGCUUGGAGAAAUUGGGUCUUGGUUGGCGCGCAGGAAUAAGUCGCCCCAGGCCAUGGUAGGGGCAGUGAGCAGGGCUUGGUGGAGAUGGCAGCAUAAGUACGUGCAACCAAAGCGGGCUGGAAUCGCCCCAUUCUUGCAGGUCGUGAGUGGAGCAAUGGUCUUCUUCUACUUGAUUAAUUCCCAGAAGUUGAGCCGUCACAAGAACUACAAGUACCACUAAGGAUUUUUUCGCAUGCGCUGUAGUUGGGUUUACUGAAUAAAGUCUUUAAGUAA